This is a messenger RNA of Cladocopium goreaui, 1161 nucleotides long. Lineage: Eukaryota; Dinophyceae; Suessiales; Symbiodiniaceae. The record is from the annotation of a GenBank genome assembly.
CAGGUGGGCUGUGCACCUCGAUAUGUGUUUGGACACGGCCAGCACGGCGGGAAGUCAAGUCUUUCUUUGGUCUUGCAGGAGGGCAUCUGGGAAUUCCCGCCUGGUGUUGCCGCCUGGGGAGUUUCGUACUGUUCGUCAAACGAAAUUUGUGGGUCACUACUUGCCCUGGUUCUUGGGAAACAACGUCAAUGAAGCGUGCACUCAAGCAGGGCCUAGUUGUACCUACAAGAACGACCACUGGUGUUUGGAAUAUGGCAAUUCAUACUACUCCAGCUAUUUGGGGGCAUACGACAUCAGUGACGAGACUACAAUCGACACACAGUUGGAUUUGAUGGCAGCAUCUGGAUUGGAUGGCCUUUGGAUUGAUUACCAAAUGUCAACAUGGGAUGACCAUGUUGACAGGCUCGUUGCAGGUUUAAAAACUCGAGGAAUGGGUUUUGCAAUCAUGGUCGACUCGGCGACGUUUCCUGACGUUAUGAUAACCACGGCCGCAAAAGUUGUCAAUUGGACGCAAGAACCACAUUACUACCGGCACCAAGGAUUGCCCAUUGUGCCAAUAUGGAACAACAACGAAACAAUCUUUUCACCGCUGCCAGUCAAUGCAAUCUACAUCUCAAGGAUCGAACUAGUUCCUCCUGAAUGGGCAUCUGACACCUACACAUGGGUGUCAGACACAUAUCUUGAGAGGUAUUAUGAGGAAGAUCACCCAGUUGUCUCAUCUGGAUCUGUAUUUCGUGGAUAUCGGGAUUGCUACUUUGAUAAGACGCUUCUGGAGCCAAAUGUGUCUCUGUUGGACAUCACUCUGCAAAGAGCGAGGCGUCACCGGCCCGAAUUCAUUCAGAUCACGACGUGGAAUGAUUACACAGAAGGUACGCAGCUAGAGCCGAGUUGGUUGAGACGCAAUGAUGAAUGCGUGGAUGUAUGUGGAGAGAAUUGCUUGUUAACAACGGACUGCCACUCCUAUGGCCUUCAUACCGACUGUACAAAGCCAGUUGGUAUGGCAUUUGGACCAGCAGACCCAUCUUGCAACAUCUCGGGUAACCUGAGUGCGUUUGCAGAAAUCAAUCAAGUCGCAGAAUUCAUUGCACGGGAAAGGCAGAUUGGCAGAGCCCUAGUUGCCGCUAGUUCAGUUAGUUGAAAGGGUAAGCACUGGAAUCACUU